Mesorhabditis spiculigera is the source of this 570-nucleotide messenger RNA. The record is from the annotation of a GenBank genome assembly. NCBI's taxonomy places the organism in Eukaryota, Metazoa, Nematoda, Chromadorea, Rhabditida, Rhabditidae.
AUGAACCUGGCGUCGCUCGGCAUGGAAUUGACAUCACCGGCACCUCAGAAGAACACGCUGUUGCUGCGCCGCUUUGGCGGCCCGUUCGCCAACUUCCCGGCCCGACCCUUCGAAAUCGACGUCGAGACGCCGCCCGCCUACCGAUUCUCCACCAACCUCCUCCACCGACUGGCCGGCCCGCAGCUGAACAAGCAGCACGAGGACGUCCUCUUCUACCUCUUCUACAACAUGACCGGCGAGGCAUACCAGCUGGCUGCUGCAGCCGAACUUUACGCGCAAAACUGGCGCUAUCACAAGGUGGAAUGCAUCUGGUUGACGCGGAACAAGUUUGCAAACUUUCUCGACCAGACGGGCUCGUCGGAGCGCGGCACGUACACAGUUUUCGACCCGGUCCAUUGGGCAAAGGUACAACGCCCGAUGCACCUCGUCUACAGCGAGCUGGCCGAGCGCCCGGUGGUCGACCCGCAGAUGCUGAAGGAACACGGCUGCUCGGAGCAGCUGAUAAUCGACGCCCAGUCCGUCGUCCUCGCCAACCACCUCCAGCAGCAGCAGCUCGACCCUAAACUGCCU